GGACAGUGAUAGUGAGGGAACAACACGCCUCACAAUCACCAUUUCGCACAUUCCAACUCCAUCUACGACCUCCCACGAAAGAAAAGGAGCACGGUUUACGAAAAUGAGCGUUCCCAGCAACCGCAUCGUGGUCAUCGCCACCGUCCCGACCAGCUCCGUCGAGAAGCGCGACGAGCUCAUCAAGCAGCUCCUCGGCGCUGCGGACGCCGCACAAAACAAUGAACCAGGCACCCUCAAAUACGCCGUCUGCGUCCCCCGCGACCCUGCAAAGGAGACCGACAUUUGGAUGAUUGAGGAAUACGCCGACAAAGCCGCCCUCGACCAACACAUGUCCCUCCCCACCAUAACAGCCAUGGCCGCCUGGAUCGGCGCCAACCCGGGCCCCUCCCCCCCCACCAUCCGGACCCUCGCCUACCCUUCCGACACCUUCCAGUUCAGCCGCGCCGCCGUCGCGGACCAAAAAGACCCCUGGAUCAUCGCCGCCGAGCUCAACUACCACCCGGACGGCGCGGCCACCUCGAUCCCCUACUGGCAGGCCGUCGUGGACGAGGGCCGGGAAAAAGAAGACGGCACACUGGUGUACGGCGUCCUCAAGGACGUGUCGAAUGCGGAGAGGCUGUGGACUAUUGAGGCGUAUGAGAGCGAGACAUACCUCAAGGAUGUGCAUGUCAAGAGCAACGCCAUUGCCGAGAGCAUCAAGAACACGAAGCACCUGAGGACCGGGCUGGAGUGGGUUUUCUUGACGAUUAAAGGGGGGUUUUUGCACAAGUAGGGGAGCGU
This is a messenger RNA of Sodiomyces alkalinus F11, 780 nucleotides long. RefSeq lists its product as hypothetical. NCBI's taxonomy places the organism in Eukaryota, Fungi, Ascomycota, Sordariomycetes, Glomerellales, Plectosphaerellaceae. The record is from RefSeq and is a predicted model, not a curated record. The transcript is spliced from 3 exons. Bases 104 to 772 code for a protein of 222 amino acids.